Coffea arabica (coffee) is the source of this 1105-nucleotide messenger RNA. RefSeq lists its product as uncharacterized. NCBI's taxonomy places the organism in Eukaryota, Viridiplantae, Streptophyta, Magnoliopsida, Gentianales, Rubiaceae. The record is from RefSeq and is a predicted model, not a curated record.
CCCCUCUACCAUCGCAAACCCCCAUGAAAACCCCCUGUCGCCCAAUUCCUCCACCUCCCUCCAAAAAUCACUUUACGCUUCACAUCAAAUUCAUAUAAGAGCAAAAGAGGCGAAAAAAAAGGGCUCAAAUCAAGAACAAAGCUCACAUGACAGCAGAUGAAAUAGCAACAACUUCUAAUUAAACAGAUUCUCGGUGCAAAGGCAGUGGAAAAACCCGGCAAACCUACUCUGACAUAAAAAAACCUUAGCCCUAUUGCUUCUGAAGCUGCUUUUGGACAGCAGUUGAGUCUUGAAACAUCGCCUCCGCCGCUACCAAUACUUGAGUUUUGCUACAUCACUGUCUUUUUUCUAUGGGGAAAAGAAAAGAGGUUGAUACUUGCACUAGUGAUAUGCUGGGGAAUAAUGACAUUGAAGAUGUCCGUUGGCUUUGUUCUUUAUCUGAAUCAGAACUUGAUAUGUUGAUUGCCUUAAAAAUGCUGGCUAUGCGGCGAGCAAAAGUAAUUGGCCAUCCAUCUUUGGCCAAGGAGUUUGACUUGAAAAAGCUCCGACACCUUAGUUUUACAAUGAUGGAGCAUCUUAAAGAACAACUUGAGGAUUUAUCAGCCAGCUCUGACCCUGCAGAAGGUUCAAAGCUUUUAGAUGAAUGCAAUUUAUCCAGGCUUCAUGUCAGUGACAGUUUCUCCUCAAUGAGCAUAGAAGAAUUGGAGGAAUACAUUUGCCCUAAAAAAAGUGAAGUACCAACUCAGGAAAAAGAUAGGAGUAGCAGAGCAGCAGAAAAGUCUUGCGAGGAUGAGUUGCCCACAAAAAAGCGUAGACUUGCAAAGAAAUGGCUGCCAGAGUCUUAGAGGACUCCCACAAAAAGGCAUAGAGCUGCAGAGAAAGGAUCAUCGAAGUAUAUUUGAGCUUGCUCAUGUGGCCUCUUUCAAGUAAAAUGAUGUUUAUAGUACGGCAUACCCACAGUAAAGUGUGAAUUGUCCAAAAGUGCUCGCCGAAUCCGCCUCCCCACCCCCUGUCUAUUACUAAAGAAAGGCAUGAGAUUUGAAAAAUGAAAGAAUGGAUGAAAUUUCAAGGCAAAAGUGUUGGUUUUUAUAGAUUUACAACAUAA